This is a messenger RNA of Astyanax mexicanus (Mexican tetra), 1482 nucleotides long. Its product is annotated as zinc finger protein 239-like. The transcript has 3 exons. Gene Ontology annotation, cellular component: nucleus. The coding region runs from base 332 to 967 and encodes 211 amino acids. The record is from RefSeq and is a predicted model, not a curated record. Lineage: Eukaryota; Metazoa; Chordata; Actinopteri; Characiformes; Acestrorhamphidae.
CGGAUGACGCUGAGCUUCCGGGGUCUGUAGCUGGAGAGGAGGAAGAGCGGGAUCAGCUGAACCUCAGAAGGAAAAAGCUUUGGACAUCAUCUGUCGUGAUGAAGAACAAAUCAAGCAUCGGCAAUGUGAUUUGAACCAAUGUGUGUCGUUUUUUCGGCACACGCCUCAAAGCUUCAGAUUAAAGGAAAUUAAAAUAUUUUCCUGAAAUUCAUCACCAACAACCAGGAUAUUUAACUAAGAGCAAAGUUAAACUGCUGAAAGAGGUGAAGCACAAGCCGUCCUGAAGAAUCUCCAGAACACGCAGAAAUUGUUUGCUACAUUUAAAAGACAAAUGAAGCCAAGUCCCGACAUGGAGAAACAUCAGCACUCUGUCAAGAGUUUUACUAAACAGAGUGCUCUCAAAAAACACCAGCGCAUUCACACAGGAGAGAAACUGUAUCACUGCUCAGACUGUGGGAAGAGCUUUACUGAACAGAGUAAAUUCAAAAUACAUCAACGCAUUCACACAGGAGAGAAACCGCAUCACUGCUCAGACUGUGGGAGGAGUUUUAAUCAACAGAGUAAUCUCAAAAUACACCAGCGCAUUCACACAGGAGAGAAACUGCAUCACUGCUCAGACUGUGGGAAGAGUUUUACUACACAGAGUGAUCUCAAAAAACACCAGCGCAUUCACACAGGAGAGAAACCGUAUUACUGUUUCGACUGUGGGAAGAGUUUUACUGAACAGAGUAAUCUCAAAAGUCACCAGCGCAUUCACACAGGAGAGAAACCGUAUCACUGCUCAGACUGUGGGAGGAGUUUUAAUCAACAGAGUACUCUCAAAAUACACCAGCGCAUUCACACAGGAGAGAAACCGUAUUACUGCUCAGACUGUGAGAAGAGUUUUACUACACAGAGUGAUCUCAAAAAACACCAGCGCAUUCACACAGGAGAGAAAAAUGUCCCAAAUUUGUCCCAUGGCAAUUAAAAGCGCAAAUCAUAAAUUCCACCAGAAACAAAUAUGAACUGUAUUUAACAAUGGAUUUUACAGGUUCAGCAAAACUAUUCUUAUCCAGGGAUGAUGUGUAUAGAAUUCCAUGUUAUGUUUGUAUGUCUUGUAAGUUUGAAUAUUCCAGGACAUUCUUUGUGAGACAGAGCUCAGUUUUUAGGUUAGUUACUGUAGCGCAGUAAGGUUACAGGCUCAUUCACUCCCUCUGCUGGUGUUCUUGUUUGUCUAUGGUUCAGUCCAAUUAAAAAUCUGUUACUAUAGAGGGAUAUAGAGGGAUAUUUGGUUGUGUUGUAUUACUUAAGUUUUAUACUCUCUUAUCUUUUCCUUAUUGAAUAUUAAAUGUUGCUUAUGUUUUUUUUUAUCUCCAAAGUUACUAAGAAUAUCCAAAUAAUGUAGUUUCUUAAUUGUUUUUAUCCAGUACAAACUAUUAUCUUUGUAUUACUUCACCUCUAUAUUUACCCAUGUGUGUUUUAAUAAACAGCUUUUAUAUUGCA